GCCAUGCCACCCCGAUUAGAAGGUUGGAGGGGGCUGAGCUGGCUUCACCUGUCCUUGUCUCUGAUUGGGUCUUGGGGUACCCUCAGCUCUCAAAUCCCACUAAGCAGCCCCACCAGGCCCUGCACAGGUCUGGGGCAAGCCAGUUGCCUGCCAGGCAUCUUGGGGGCCAGCAGAGGUGUCUGGGGGAGGCCGGAGGCUGCUCACCCUGUCCUCCUGCCUGCUGCUGUUACCAUGGGGGCCGGGGCCAGUGCCGAAGAGAAGCACUCCAGGGAGCUGGAAAAGAAGCUGAAAGAAGACGCUGAGAAGGAUGCUCGAACAGUGAAGCUACUGCUGCUGGGUGCUGGUGAAUCUGGGAAGAGCACCAUUGUCAAGCAGAUGAAAAUUAUCCACCAGGACGGGUACUCCCUGGAAGAGUGUCUCGAGUUCAUUGCCAUCAUCUAUGGCAACACACUGCAAUCCAUUCUGGCUAUUGUACGCGCCAUGACCACACUCAACAUCCAGUAUGGAGACUCAGCUCGCCAGGACGACGCACGGAAGUUGAUGCACAUGGCCGAUACUAUCGAGGAGGGCACGAUGCCCAAGGAGAUGUCAGACAUCAUCCAGCGUCUGUGGAAGGACUCGGGCAUCCAGGCCUGCUUCGAUCGUGCCUCCGAGUACCAGCUCAACGACUCGGCUGGCUACUACCUCUCAGACCUGGAGCGCCUGGUGACCCCGGGCUAUGUCCCCACCGAGCAGGACGUACUGCGUUCCCGUGUGAAGACCACCGGCAUCAUUGAGACACAGUUCUCCUUCAAGGACCUCCAUUUCAGGAUGUUUGACGUCGGAGGGCAGCGCUCUGAACGCAAGAAGUGGAUCCACUGCUUCGAAGGUGUGACGUGCAUCAUUUUUAUCGCGGCCCUGAGCGCCUACGACAUGGUGUUGGUGGAGGAUGAUGAAGUGAAUCGCAUGCACGAGAGCCUGCACCUGUUCAACAGCAUCUGCAACCACCGCUACUUCGCCACCACAUCCAUCGUGCUCUUCCUCAACAAGAAGGACGUCUUCUCUGAGAAGAUCAAAAAGGCCCACCUUAGCAUCUGCUUCCCCGAUUAUGACGGACCGAAUACCUACGAGGAUGCUGGCAACUACAUCAAGGUGCAGUUCCUCGAGCUCAACAUGCGGCGUGACGUGAAGGAGAUCUACUCGCACAUGACCUGCGCCACCGACACGCAGAACGUCAAGUUUGUCUUUGACGCUGUCACCGACAUUAUCAUCAAGGAGAACCUCAAAGACUGCGGUCUCUUUUGAGGUGGGGGUCCUGGCCGGCCAGAUAUUCCCUUCUCUCCCUCCUUAACUCAAUACCCCAAUCCCGCCUUCAACUCUUUACCUGCCCCCACCUGCUUUUCUUCUUCUUCUUUUUUUUUUUGGUCUGAGACCAGGAUUUGCAAACUUGGUAUCUGAUGCUUUGGGUCCUUGGCUAGUGCUCUCAUCCCCGUCUCUACCGAAGCCCCCUGGGGCCCUAAAGUAGCUUCCACCCAGUGUCACAGGCCCCACCCCCACCCCUCAUCCAGCUAAUAAGUCCCAUUCCCCUCCAAGCCCCGAGUAU
Messenger RNA from Perognathus longimembris pacificus (Pacific pocket mouse), 1582 nucleotides. It is a transcript of the gene Gnat1, whose product is annotated as G protein subunit alpha transducin 1. Bases 4 to 1284 code for a protein of 426 amino acids. Gene Ontology annotation, biological process: adenylate cyclase-modulating G protein-coupled receptor signaling pathway. Gene Ontology annotation, molecular function: G protein-coupled receptor binding; GTPase activity; G-protein beta/gamma-subunit complex binding. The transcript has 9 exons. The record is from RefSeq and is a predicted model, not a curated record. NCBI's taxonomy places the organism in Eukaryota, Metazoa, Chordata, Mammalia, Rodentia, Heteromyidae. Gene Ontology annotation, cellular component: heterotrimeric G-protein complex.